Messenger RNA from Pyrus x bretschneideri (Chinese white pear), 540 nucleotides. RefSeq lists its product as uncharacterized. The transcript has 4 exons. Bases 1 to 540 code for a protein of 179 amino acids. Lineage: Eukaryota; Viridiplantae; Streptophyta; Magnoliopsida; Rosales; Rosaceae. The record is from RefSeq and is a predicted model, not a curated record.
AUGGUGAAGGUGGCGGAGGAGAAUGGUAUUAAGAUCUCUCUCAGGAGGAGGCUUGUGAAGAAGCCACUGGAGAUUGUUGGUGUUGGCUGCGUCCCGAACCGUACCGAAAAACCGAAAAACAUUCGGGAAUACCGAAAUUCGGGAAAGAACAAAUUAAGAUUAAUGCUGGCUCCGGUGGGAGGGAACCGACCUUUUGCAACCUCCGCCGCGCCGAAGAUGAAACAAUUUGCAGAAAACGUUCGUGAUAGUGAGGCUGCUCAGUCUACCAUCUCAAGCAUCUGUGCUCUGCAGCAGCUCAUGCAUGCCCCGAUGGUUGUGGUCGACAAGAGCAAGAGGGAAUCCAUGCAAGAGGUUGACAACCCAGAUGUUGCCGUUAGCUCAUCCGACAAGUUUAUCAACAAAUCUUUCCUCAGGAAGGUUGGCCAAAUUCAGGAGCCCAGCAGCCGAUCCAUGCCUGAUUCAGUCCAGCAUGACCCUUUUACUAGGCCUCGCACAGCAGAGACGCUCAAGACUGCCGGAGUGGAUCCAAGCCGUCACUAA